CACGUACAUAAGCGAUAUGCCAUCAUUGCAACAUUCACACGACUUGCGUUACAAACGUUAUGAGCGUAUGCAUGCAAGGACGGGUAGAAUAUCCACUUCAGUUCCGUCCUUUAACUCUGCGGUAUCAGUAGUACCUUCCGCUGAAAUUAUUUUGAUCAAUAAGAAUUUGAAUAAUCUUAGGACCCAAAGUAAACCAUGCAUAACGAAUAGAACUACAGCAGCUAUUGUUGUCGAAGAUAUGUGCGGCAUUGAAUCGGAAAACACCACCGUUGUUUUAGAGACCAAUUUAAGUAAUUCUUUAGUACGUAAUGAUGCAUUGAAUGAGUCCCUGUCAAAUUGGGAGUCGAAGAGCCAAGCUGAUGAAAAUAAAGCAAUUGGCUUUAAACCGAAAUACGCUUAUAGAGAACGCAACAAUAAUGUGCAAAACAGUCAACCUAGGGAAACUCCAAAUAGUUUCGACAAUAAUUGUAGUGACGGUAAGAAACGAUUGAGCUUUAAAUCUGAAAAUUUCUUAAGGCAUAUUGACACCGAAGAGAGCUACUCAGAAAGAAAUGGCAUCAAUAUUGUUCAAAGUACUAUCAUCGAGGAUUCCGAUUUUCGGAAUGCAACGCAAUUCAUGACAACGGACUUAGUCGAACAUUCAAUAAAUAGUAGUAGUAUCGAUCAAUUUCUUUUACCAUCGGGAGGCGAUUCAGAUUGCAGUAAUCUGGCAAAGCACCUUGCAGUUGCUGUUAGAGGUUGUGAUGAUAACAGACAUGAAGGAAAUGCUAACAACUUCAGUGCUGCCGAAAUCCAUAACGCUAAUGACUUCGAAGGAAGUGGGAAUGAAAACGUCAAUGGUGAUAUACUCAUAAGUAGUUGUAACUCGGAGAUAGCUGAGCACAUUGAAAGAGACACUGUUGGGUGCUGUAUUCUUAACACAAAUGAGAAAAUACAAAAUUUGGUAGAAAAAGCUGUAAUAUCAUACGAUCAAGAAUUUCAGCUGGCACAUAAUUCAGAUGUGGACACUGAUUAUAGCCAAUCGAUGUCGAAAAACUCGGUAAAAUGUAAUCAAGGGAGUGAUUAUUCACCAAUUGCUGAGCGUAACGUGCAUGAGGUUGAUGACGAAACCAUUAUAUCUGCACAUAGUGUGCUAGAAUCUGCUGACCAACAAACAAUCGCGGAGAUAUCGAGUAGUAAUGGUAUUUGUGUUGAAUACAAACUGAUGCCAAAAUAUAUGGUAUAUAUGGAGUCAAAGCAGUCACUAAGUCCAAAUCAACAGCAGCAACAUCAAAAGCUGGCCUCGUCGCAACGUAUAAUUAAGACGAAUGCUGAAAAUGCUGGCCACGCUUUGUAUAAUGUUCUCAACAAUGGCAUUGAUGUAAAACAUGUGCAGAAAUUCGAAAGCAUAAGUGGCUUCGAUGAUUCGUUGAUACAUUAAAGGACGCAACGCGGGCAAUUACAUUCGCUACGAAACAACAAGUUAAGCGAUAAUGAAAACAGCAUGGGAACAGGUAUACCGAUUUGUGUGAGCAACAUAAAUAUGAGCGAUUAAGGGCCGAAUUCACAGUUAUUAGUUAAUCAUUGGCAUUUUCAUUGGGGUGGUUUUUUUACGUGGCGGGUCCCAAACCCAGCGCACAACCCUACGCAGGGAA
This is a messenger RNA of Bactrocera latifrons, 1634 nucleotides long. RefSeq lists its product as uncharacterized. The record is from RefSeq and is a predicted model, not a curated record. The transcript is spliced from 2 exons. Bases 17 to 1420 code for a protein of 467 amino acids. NCBI's taxonomy places the organism in Eukaryota, Metazoa, Arthropoda, Insecta, Diptera, Tephritidae.